CCCUUUGUAACUCUUUGCAGUCAGCAACUACUCAAGAUAGUAGUUUUGUAUCAUCUGUAAACUUUGCCACCUUACUCUUUACCUCCUUUCCCAGAUCAUGUAUGAAUAUGUUGAACAGUAUAUUCUCCAGUUGGGAUGGGUGAAGACCUUGGUAUUUGGUGGUUGUAGCUGGAAAGUGGGAUAUGUGUGAUGUCCUCAAUAGCAAUACCUACCAAAAAUUGGAGAGACCCCGGGUAAAACCUAUAGCUUUCAUAUUAGACAAGGGAAUGGGAGGUUUAAAACUCAUUUUGGAUACCCCUACUUCACUCAAAUAGCUGAAUUAAUAGUUGGAAGAAAAAAAUUAUUUGUGGAAAGGAUCUGGGUGUUGAAUCUUUAUCUAGAGGCUAAGAACUUCCAAGGCACAAGUCGGUGUUGUCCGAGAGAGGCUUCAACCCAAACAGGUACAAAGCUAAAUUUGACCUUCCUGAUAUUACUAAGGUGAAGGGAAAACCCCUUUGUUUAAGGUUGAAGCAGCCACCUUAUUUCUACAUCGUAUAGAAGUAAAAUAUUAGCACAAACCCAUUCUUUGCCUGCAGGCCAUCGUGACGUGAUCUGGAAGACGCUGGUGUUUGUCAGAAGACAUGCUUGUCUCUUUAAAGCAAUUUUUUCUCAGUCAUUUAGUAAGCUUGGCUAGCUUUCAGACAGCAGCCUUUUAAAAAUCUGUGUCUGACCUGUCAGGAAAUGUAGAAAACAGGAACUGAGGGUGCUUUUCUGAGGUCUGCAAGAAAUUUCAGCAAGGCCCCGGAAGAGUGAUGUCCAUUUGCAAAGUAGCUUCAUAAACUGGUUGCCUCUUAAUCUUUCAGGAUCUCUGUGAAUCUACUGCUGUUCUAAUGGGAGCUACAAGAAGAGUUAUCCAGGAAGCUUUAAAUAAUGUGGGAUUAUAUUAACAUAAAUCUCAAUAUAAUCUCAACUUCAUGAUUCAAUAUAUUCUAUCAAAUAAACAAGCAGCAGGUUGGCCUAAAAUGGAGGAACAAUUGAGAUGAGAUCAUCUCAACAAAUCUAAAGACAAACCUCAUUUCAGCUUGGUUUUCUCCCAAUCAUCCCGCCACUGGGAGGUGAGGGGCGGGUUUAAUGACACAGACCAAUGGGAGUCCUGACACUGGAUCCGUUGCAGAGACUGCUCUCCUAGCAGCCCUUGAAAAGAGCAGGAAAAGGAAAUCCCUGGAAAUGGCCUCUGCCAUGUUCCUCUCUUGUGUUCUAUGGAUCCUUUGUAGAGCCCCUGCGUCAAGUCAUCUCUGGUGCAUACGUGCGCAGGUGUGUGCUCCUUACGGAGCAAUGGAAGAGGAAUUCCCUCUCCCCAUCCAGCUGCUUUGAGGGAGAGGGAUAGAGAUGGGCUGCUCGGUGGCUUCUUGGCAUGGAGACCUCCAUCCAGUCUCUCUAACGAAGAGGACCCCUUCCAACAGAGACUGGGGAAAGCAGUCUGCCUGAAGUUCUGUGGAUGAAGUCACAAAUCCAAAGGUGACAUCAUAGUUGAGUCUGUUGAUGGCCUUGGGCUGGCAGUCCCCAGUGGAUACACAGCAGGAACAGGGAGAAUGUCUACUUCUGAGAAACUGAGCAGCUGUUUGAUGGGCUCAGAGACUCAUAGGAUCAGUGUUCAUCCCUCUGUGGCAUGGUGAGUGAUGAAAGACAGGACACCCAAGGAACUUUGCUUUUCACAAUACUUAGUUAAUUUAUUGCUGCUUCUCUGAGUCACCCUCCAGUAUAGUAACCCCUUCUAUUAAUCAAGCCUUCCUCCUUGCUAGGAUGAUAUAGUGAGUUAGCGUGUAAGUGCAUUGAAAUUCUCUCCUAAUUUCCCCAUCUGUAAAAUGGGAAUAAAAAUGUCUCUACCUUCUUGGACAUUGUAAGGGUUAAAUCGAACUUGUAAAACAAUAAGGACCUGCACAUGCAGCUCCCAUUGACUUUAGCUGGACUUUCUGCAUAUGUCUGAAAAUCAGGCCUUAAAUAACUUCAAUUCAAGGUGCUUAGCACCUUUUAUGUCAAACCCUUCCAUAGCUACCAGGAUGUGAGUUCAGGAUUACAUAGCUCCGCAGUAAGAACUACUGACAUCGUAGUACCUAAAGCAGUAUAGAGAGUGUCGUGUCCUACUUCAGGUUACGCUAAUUUAUACUGGAAUUACUUUAAUACAAAUAUUAAUACCUGAAUAGCCAUUUUAAGGGUUGAAAGACUUGCAGCCUUAUUAAUGAUUACAAUCUCUCUCCCACCCCCAAAGCAAAUACAGCUACAUUUUAUCUGUUUGAAAUUUCAGGGUAGACAACGAUUCUGAAGAUGAAGGAAGCCUUAAACAGUAUCAAAUGGGGCAAAAGGUAAAUGAGCAGUGAUGGUAUUGAUGGACACAGUGUUAUAUGGAAAAGGGCUGUUAUCAGAUGUUCCUAAAAUGCAAAUGGAGCAGGAUUGUUGUGGUGAUAUUUUCUUAACUGUACACUGUAUUUUCUUAACUGUGGAAGGUUAAAUCAUACAAUAUCAGGGCUGGAAGGGAAUGGUUUCCUGCUUUUAAACCCCAAUGUGCCCAGUUCAUCUCGGCUUUGGGGCUAAACUCUGUGCCGUUGCUGAGCGGGUGCAGGGAAUGUUGGUUUGAUGCUUAUUUUGCGCCUUUCCUCUCCUGGACCAGCGAGGGGCUUAUUCAGCUCGCAGCACAGAUUGAAACAGCCUGAGUGCUGGGCUGAUUUGCACCCAGUUUGCCUGUGACAAAUGGGCCAGUGUAGCAACUGGGAAUCGACAGCGCUUAGCCAUGCCUGCUUGUUUCUGGGAUUGCCUUUGCCAUGUCCCUUGUGCCAGGGUCUCCUGCUGAGAACGGCAGAGAGCUAGCGAUGCCAGUUGUACCCCAGCCAACGAAGCCCUCUAUGUAAAGUAAUUGCUUGGUGGCAGCUAUAAAUUGGGUCCUGUAUUUCUUAAGUGAUUUAAAAUUAAUGAUAUUGUAGUAAUGAAAUGGGGCUUAAGUGAGAGUUGUGGUGCAUAAGACCUUGUGUGGAGCUUCUGCACUGUCAUGGAUUUACCCCUGUUGAAGUCUGUGGGGCUACUAUCAAUAGUGAGGACUACUUCCAUGAACAAGUGUUUCCAGAACUGGACCUUCAGUUUCUAAGGUCUUCUGGGCAGGGGCCAGUUCUCUGCUUAUCUGUAUACGCUCUCAUAAGGUUACUGCUUAUAAGAUGUUUACUAUCUUCCUGCUCUUGCCCCAUUUAUAUAAGACCUGAGUAAAGAGGGCUCUCUUAGGUGUAAUAAAAGCUCUGCACAUGCUGUGCUUGAUCCUAACUGUUUUUUCAGCUCACUGGACUUCUGAGCAAAUCUGUCUCGAGCUGCUCAUCUCCCAAACAAAUACUGAAGUUCCCAGAAUCCACUGAUACCUCCCGUGCACAGCAAGUUGAGGACCAGAUCAAUUAUGAGCAUUUGCAAAAAUUGGAGCGAUCGUUCCGGGAAGCGGACUUAGACAAGGGUGGAGGGCUGGAUCUUAAGGAGUUCCGCAAGGCAAUGAAGAAGAUAAUGGACAAUAUUACGGAAGAAGAUAUUGAUAUCAUAUUUAUGAAAAUUGACACUGAUUGUGAUGGCUCCGUGGGCUGGGAGCCAAGGCCAGGAAAUCAUCAAGGUGCAGUUUUUCCCAAGCCAGGGCCGGGCAAGGGACAGGGAUGAAAAGGCCAAGAAAAGUAGCGGUUGGAAUCUGUCAGGGCGAUUCCUGACGGUCAGCAGGGAUGGAAUCUUACUCUACUGGAGUGACACGUUCAAACUGCUCCGCACUGUCCAGCUUGACCAGUCUGGACGACGGCCCAGUCAGCAGAUGUGGGUCACUGACAUGGUGUGUCUGUCUAAUAUCAACCUGUUGGCGAUAGCAUCUACUGAUCAGAUUAUUGAAUUCUUUGAUAUCAGUGGCAACAAAUGUGACAGGCUCUUUUCCCUCAUUGAGCUUGACAGCUGUGUUACGGCCUUGGAUUACUGGACAGAUGGGUACAAAGGAGUAUUUUGUGUUGGCGAUGUGAAAGGAAACAUUCUGAUCUUCACCUCGCUGGACGUUCUAGCAAAUGGGAUCUUCAACGUCCGUCACUAUAUAACUAAGCCAGGUGUCUUAGCCAGAAUCCCAGUGCAUCUUCUCCUGAAAGGAAAGGCCAGCCUAUACAGAAAUUUCCGAGUGCCGGCUCUCCAUGGGGACUGGUGCCACCAGAUAAAAUUCAUUCCUCAGCUCAAUCUUGUUGCCUCCUGCUCAGCAGCUGAUAAGAGAGCCAUGGUGUUUACUUCACUUCCACUACAUAUCAUGGGUAAACCCCAGUCAUCAACGAUUGCUUUAAAGAAGGGCAUUCUCUGCUUCGAUUAUUCACCUGAGAUGAACGUGCUUGUGACCGGGGGAUUGGAUCCACUGGUUAGAAUAUGGAAUCCAUUUGUUACCAACAGCCCCAUAACGCUGAUGAAAGGCCACGUUACUGCUGUGACUCACAUAAUAGUGAAUGGAAAGAGAAACACCAUCCUCAGCAUCUCCAAAGACAAAAAUAUCCGUGUUUGGGAUUUGCUGGAUCACUUUUGUCUCCAGUCCAUUCCUGGCAGGAGUAUCUCAUUAGGAAAUUGCCCGAUUGUUGAUGCCUAUUACAGCGCGUUAAACAAUAUGCUUAUCUGCACCACCUUCUCCAUUGGAAUUUUCUAUGGAGAGGUAGAAUUCAUGGAAACCAUUAACUCAGAAGUCACGUCCCAUGACCAGCCGCUAUGUACAGCCCUGUAUAACAGGAACUUCAAACAGGUGGUGAGUGGUUGCCAUCGUGGGAUGGUCAGAGUUUGGGAUAUCAUGACUGGGCAAAAGAUGAUGCAGUUUAUGACCUCAGAGGGCAAGCACACUGAAAUAACAGCAAUGGCUUUUGAUGGGCCGGAGAGACGCCUCAUUACUGCUUUGAAAGAUGGGACCAUCAAGUUCUGGAACUUCAACAACGGGGCCUGUCUGCUUGAGAUGCCUCACUUGGAUAAAACGGAGAUCACGGGAAUUCUGUACAUCAAUCUGAAGAUAUAUGUGACUGGCUGGAGUAAAAGAGUUACAUGGUACCUAGAUGUUAAAGAAGACGAGGUAAUUGAAUACAAACACUGGAAAUCCUACCACUCAGAGGACAUCUUCUCUAUAGCCAAAUAUAACAGUCAGCUCUUGGCUACCGCCUCGUGCGAUGGAGAUGUAGUGAUCUGGAGUACAGACUCGGGACAGGCACUCUGCAGGUUUAACGCAUCCCAGAGUCCUUUGACCCUUAUGCCAAACAGGGUGUUCACUGAGAGGAAGGAAGAUCCCAGCAGAGGAAAUAUCCCAAAGAAACCAUCAGUAUCAGUAAAGCUCAGCUGUUAUGCAGAGUCUGGGAAAAAGCGCUGGGCCGACUCGAGGACUAGCUUGGCAGCGAGGCUUUCAACUACUGAGAGUCCUUCCGUUUCCUCUUUUGGCCCAUGCAGAAAUUUGGCUCCUGCUCAAUCUGUUAUAAGACAGUCCAGAGAAAAGCAACUGGAUGAAGCUAAAAGGCAGCAGGCAGCCCAGCCUCCAGGAGGGGAAAAUACUGACCUAGAAAGUGAUUCUCCCAAAGACCAAGAUGCUGCUGAAACCAGCAACCAAGAGCCACCCUAUCCAAAUUGGCAGGAAGAGUUGAAGGGCCUCCCAGCUGCUGUGGAAAAGAUACUUUUCCUGGAGACACGUGAGCAGUCUCCUGACACAGCCAUUUUGCUAACCAGCUCUGCAGGUGGCUACAUCUAUGCCUGGUCAGUCAGUAGUGACGGGGGGAUGUUGGGCAAAUUUCAGGCAGUACAUGGUGGUGGUGUAAAUGCAGUAGUCGGUACCAUGUCCACGGAUCCAGAGGACUUCAUCUUGUUGACUGGAGAUUCCCUAGGUUAUAUUAAGAUCUGGGAUAUCGAGAAUUACUGCAAAUCAAAAGAGGUAAAGAAAGUUUCCAGGGCAGGAAAGACAGAAACAUCUCGUAGAAAUGAGAACAUGUUUCGUCACCUAAUCCCAAAAUACUGUAGAGUUCCUGCCAGAGAGAAUCCAUCGAUGGAAACUAAUGAGGUCCUGGAUGGCUGGAGUAUCACCCUCAUCCCCCCAGAUCUUUUAAACUCUUGGAGGGGUCAUCUGAAGAAUGUAUCCCACAUUGUGUAUGUGGAAAAGCUCAGACUGAUUGUCACGUCCAGCUAUGACUGCAACGUCAAACUCUGGAUGCUCUCAGGCAGGCACAUAGGGACCUUUGGGCAGUCAUUGUGGAACGUUGGGCUGCAGUAUCUGAGGCCAGCUGAGGUGCCAUCGGAAAUCCGAAGAGUUGGUUCCACUCAAACCCUGAAAGUGCUCAAUGAGGGCAAGUUCCCUCACUGGGAAGGUACUCGAAGCAUCAUGCACACGCUUAGCCAGCAGAGGAGGCAGCAGUCCAUGAUGACGAAUUUAUUGCACGGAAAAUCAAGCCUAAUCUCAGAUGUUAAUCUGAACUUCCAAAAAAUGAUCCAGAAAGAGAAGCGACUCACCCGUUACAUGGAUGAACAAAUUGAGGCUGAGUGGCACCAGUGGGAAGAGAAGGGGAAGCUGAAGAGUGAGAUCCUGGGCUCCUUCUACAAGCAAAAAGUGAGGCGUCAUUUGUCUGAAUUCCUCCCAGAUGUAAAGGCCUGUGUUACCCACAAAGAGCAGGCCAGGGUCUAUCACUGUAUCCAGUAUGCUGAUCUGCAGGAUGUCACUCCCCCUCCAGUGCCUGAGAUGUUGGUAGAGAUGCAACAAUUUCAAGUAAACUUUAGGAGAAAAUCAAGGUCAGGAAAAAGCUUAUCUGCUGCCAUUUCUCACAAGCUAAAUCUGAAAACCUGUCAACAAAGUAAACCGUCUUCACGCACAAAAGACUGAACUUUACUGAAAGAAGCUCAUCUGGUCCUUUGAAAUAGAUUGACCUGUAACAGGAAAAAAAUGUGUAGGAUAUGUGGAAAAAACAAACUCUGUUUUCUUAACAGAUGCUAGCAUCUGUACAAUAUAUAUGCAUCAUUUAUAGUUUGUAAUCGUCUUAGACAUUCUAGCCAUCUGUUUUUAUAAGUAUUAGAAACUAUUUCUGAACAGGUAACGUAUUUGAGAAAAUGCUGGAUCUUGCAAAUAAAGGUAACAUUUAUUUUA
Chrysemys picta bellii (western painted turtle) is the source of this 7117-nucleotide messenger RNA. RefSeq names its product EF-hand calcium binding domain 8 (gene EFCAB8). The record is from RefSeq and is a predicted model, not a curated record. Gene Ontology annotation, molecular function: calcium ion binding; protein binding. Lineage: Eukaryota; Metazoa; Chordata; Testudines; Emydidae.